AUGAGGGCUACAUGUCAUACCUCGAAUGUACAGCAGCGUUUCUACAGCGGAUUUCUGUCUCUAUCACAUAUAGUUGUGAUUGUGCUUUGGGUUCUUGCAUUUGCUUUGCCUUUAUUCCUGGCUCUAGGAUCACGAGAAUUUGUCCUGCAAACUAAUUCGUAUCAAGAACAGCCUGUCAUCAAAUCAAUGAAUCAAGUUCUCUGUAUACUUGAAGGUGAACGAGCGAAGCAGCCGUUGACUCUAGUACACACGACUUUCCCAGAGCACAUCCAAAGGCUUUUUAUAAAAAAAAAAAACGAAAGCUUACAGGCUGCUCGAGUCAAGACUUCUAGUAUCGAUGACAAUUCAGACGGAAUUGCUGAGUCAAUUUGGAUCGAGAUCGCCAUGCCGCUCUCGGUCAGCGAUGUCAUUCGACAAGCAACUGUAGUAGUUGUGCUUGAUUACAAGCUGGAAAACUACGCUAAGCUUAAUAUGGACGUGAUGGUAGUAUUCAGUCAUUCUUCUCUGAAUACAGGAGACACAUUGGACAUUGACGGCGAUCUUGAUCUACACCAACGAAAUGCACUCAAGAUCACCGAUAGCAUACAACAGCCAUACAUCACUUCGCCGAUUGUAAACAUGACAACGACAGACACAACGCAAGAACAGCUUGUGCAGUCUCUUUAUAGCGAGUAUCGAAAGCGAAAUUAUACCGCGUAUUUGCACGUUCCAUUUCCUGUUUGGAAAGUUGCCUCGAAUACGUCAGAAGCCGAAAGAAUGUUUCGAGUUAGCAUGACUAUCCGUAACGACAAAGUGAACGUCGUAUACACUCCAGAGUGGCCAGAAAUAGUAAAGCAUGCUUGGAUUCAGUACUACUGCAUCUUUAUAUUUGUUUCAACACUCAUCUUUGCUAUACGUGAGUAUCUAUUCAAGCACAAGCUACUCUCCAGCGUUUGCAUCGUCGACGAAACUCGAAGAGGAUUCAACAAGUACAUAUAG
Messenger RNA from Plasmopara halstedii, 978 nucleotides. RefSeq lists its product as uncharacterized. Gene Ontology annotation, biological process: cilium assembly; regulation of protein localization. Bases 1 to 978 code for a protein of 325 amino acids. Gene Ontology annotation, cellular component: ciliary membrane; ciliary transition zone. The record is from RefSeq and is a predicted model, not a curated record. The transcript has 9 exons. NCBI's taxonomy places the organism in Eukaryota, Oomycota, Peronosporomycetes, Peronosporales, Peronosporaceae.